Amyelois transitella is the source of this 3742-nucleotide messenger RNA. It is a transcript of the gene dre4, whose product is annotated as FACT complex subunit spt16. The transcript has 18 exons. Gene Ontology annotation, cellular component: FACT complex. The record is from RefSeq and is a predicted model, not a curated record. Gene Ontology annotation, biological process: positive regulation of transcription elongation by RNA polymerase II; transcription elongation by RNA polymerase II. The coding region runs from base 137 to 3526 and encodes 1129 amino acids. Gene Ontology annotation, molecular function: nucleosome binding. NCBI's taxonomy places the organism in Eukaryota, Metazoa, Arthropoda, Insecta, Lepidoptera, Pyralidae.
GACGCCCGCCAUUUGUGUUUGCUGUCAAAAUGGUCUAAUCUCAAACUCAAAUAAAAUCGCGGAUAUUUAUUUCUCGUUCGUGGCGUAAUUCAACAAAAUAUUCUUUUUAGUUAUAAGUUUAUUUUAAAUAAUCAAAAUGUCCAGUAUAUCUCUGGAUAAAGAAACCUUUUAUCGCCGUAUGAAAAAGUUGUAUGCAGCAUGGAAGGCUGCUGCAGCAGAUUCAAAAGGCGAGGAUGCUUUAUCAAAAGUUGAUUGCUUCGUAUCUUGUGUUGGUGUUGAUGAAGACACGCUAUACAGCAAAUCAACAGCAUUACAGACAUGGCUGUUUGGAUAUGAGUUGCCAGAUACAAUCACAGUACUUACAGAACAAAGCAUGUGUUUCUUAGCCAGUAAAAAGAAAAUAGAAUUUUUAAGACAAAUUGAAAAUGGAAAAGAGGAGACAGAAUUGCCACCAGUCAAACUCCUAGUUAGAGAUAGGAAUGAUAAAGACAAAGAAAAUUUCAACAAACUCAUACAAGAAAUUAAGAAAUCCAAAUCAGGAAAAACUCUUGGUGUAUUUGCUAAAGACAACUAUCCCGGUGAAUUCUGUGAGAGUUGGAAAGCUGCUAUGAAGGCUGAGAAAUUCGAAAAUGUAGAUAUAAGUUCAGCGGUAGCUCUACUCAUGGCACCAAAGGAAGAUCCAGAAGUCAUCACUGUGAAAAAGGCCUGUUUGGUCACAGUUGAUGUUUUUACAAAGUAUUUGAAGGACCAAAUCAUGGAAAUCAUUGAUUCAGAUAAGAAAGUAAAGCACUCGAAACUCGCUGAAGGCGUCGAAGCUGCUAUAUCGGACAAGAAAUACGUGACAGGUGUCGACACGAGCCAGGUGGACAUGUGUUACCCGCCCAUCAUCCAGUCCGGAGGGAACUACAGCCUCAAAUUCAGUGCGGUCUCGGACAAAAACCAUUUGCACUUUGGCGCUAUAGUGUGCUCGUUAGGAGCGCGAUACAAGUCGUAUUGCUCGAACAUUGUUCGUACAUUGCUGGUCAAUCCUACGGAUGAAGUGCAGAGUAAUUAUAAUUUCCUCUUGAACCUGGAAGAGGAGGUUAUGAAACACCUUGUGGCGGGUGCAAAGCUGUCCGCUGUCUACGAAGCUGGUUUGGAGUUGGCCAAGAAGGAGAAACCGUCUUUGGUAGAUAAUCUCACAAAAACUUUUGGAUUUGCAAUGGGCAUAGAAUUUCGGGAGAGCUCAAUUGUUAUUGGUCCAAAAACGACAGUUGUAGCUAAAAAAGGCAUGGUUUUUAACAUCAACAUUGGUCUUGCUAACUUGCAAAACAGUGCUGCAACUGAAAAGGAAGGAAAGACAUACGCCCUUUUCAUAGGUGACACAGUAUUAGUGAAUGAAGAACAGCCCGCCUCCCUGCUCACACAGUCGAAGAAGAAGAUCAAGAACAUUGGUAUCUUCUUGAAGGAUGACGAUGAAGAUGAGGAAGAAGAGAAGGAGAACAAGACUGAAAUACUGGGUCAACACGCAAUAAUAAGCAGAGGAAAAAGAACAGCCGUCAUCGAAUCUAAGUUGCGUACCGAGCAUUCUUCUGAAGAGAAACGUAAAGAGCACCAGAGAGAGUUGGCUAUAGCUCUCAACGAGAAGGCCAAGGAAAGGUUGGCGAAGCAGUCCAGUGGGAAGGAUGGGGAGAAAAUCAGAAAGAGUACAGUCUCAUACAAAAGUGUCAGUCAGAUGCCCAGGGAGAAUGAAGUUAAGGAGUUGAAGUUAUAUGUUGAUCGCAAAUACGAGACAGUGAUUCUGCCAAUAUUCGGUAUUCCGGUUCCGUUCCACAUUUCCACAAUUAAGAACAUCUCCCAAUCGGUGGAGGGCGACUACACAUACCUUAGGAUCAACUUCUUCCACCCCGGAGCGACCAUGGGCAGGAAUGAAGGCGGUAACUACGCGCAGCCGGACGCUACGUUUGUGAAGGAAGUUACAUACCGAAGUACGAAUACCAAAGAGCCUGGCGAGAUCUCGCCUCCUUCUUCGAACCUUAACACCGGCUUUAGACUCAUCAAAGAGGUCCAAAAGAAAUUCAAGACGAGAGAGGCAGAAGAACGCGAGAAGGAAGAUUUAGUCAAACAGGACACCUUAGUGCUUUCACAAAGCAAAGGAAAUCCCAAAUUAAAAGAUCUGUACAUAAGGCCCAAUAUAGUUACAAAGAGAAUGAGCGGGUCUCUAGAAGCACACUCGAAUGGGUUUAGGUUUACUUCAGUUAGAGGAGAUAAAGUGGAUAUUCUGUACAAUAAUAUAAAGAACGCGUUCUUCCAACCCUGUGAUGGAGAAAUGAUUAUAUUGUUGCACUUCCAUUUGAAACAUGCUAUUAUGUUUGGUAAAAAGAAGCACGUGGACGUCCAAUUCUACACGGAAGUGGGUGAAAUCACGACAGAUCUGGGUAAACACCAACACAUGCACGACCGCGACGACCUGGCGGCGGAGCAAAGCGAGAGGGAGCUGCGACAUAAGCUGAAGGUCGCGUUCAAGAGCUUCUGCGAGCGAGUCGAGAACAUGACCAAGCAAGAGGUGGAGUUCGACACGCCUUUCAGAGAACUUGGUUUCCCCGGAGCACCGUUCCGAAGCACAGUCCUCUUGCAGCCCACGUCCGGGGCUCUCGUGAAUCUCACCGAGUGGCCCCCCUUCGUGAUAGCCCUCGAAGAUGUGGAGUUGGUCCACUUCGAAAGAGUACAGUUCCAUCUCAAGAACUUUGAUAUGGUGUUCGUGUUUAAGGAUUAUGCAAAGAAAGUGGCUAUGGUCAACGCAGUACCGAUGAACAUGUUGGAUCAUGUCAAGGAAUGGUUAAAUUCAUGCGACAUCCGCUACUCUGAGGGUAUUCAGUCGCUAAACUGGACCAAAGUCAUGAAGACGAUAACAGACGACAUCGAGGGCUUCUUCGACAACGGCGGCUGGUCUUUCUUGGAUCCCGAGUCUGACGCCGAGAACGCUGAGCAGGAUGAGGAAUCGGAAGAAGAGGACGACGCGUACGAGCCGACGGACGCCGAGUCCGAGGAGGAGUCUGAAGAAGACUCCGAGUACGACUCCGAGGCCUCCGACGAGUCUGACGGAGACAGCGAGAGCAACGAAGAAGAUGAAGAAUCAGGCAAAGACUGGUCAGACUUAGAGCGGGAAGCAGCGGAAGAGGACAAAAAGGAGAGAGGUUACGAGCGAACGGACGACUUCGACAGGAAACGGAAAGGCGGCCAUGACAGGCACCGGGACUACGACGAGAGGAAGAAGAGCAAACACGACAAGAACCACAAAAGCUCACAUAAAAGCUCCAAUUCCAAUCACAAAAGUUCCAGUCAUAAAAGUCCGUCGAAGCACAGUAAAGAUAAAGACAGUCCGUCAAAGAACCGCGACAAACACAAGUCCCACCACGACCGCGACCACAAAUCGUCCCACAGCAAGUCUAACGGCGACCACAAGAAGAGCGACCACAAGUCCCACAAGCGGUCGCGCGACGAUAGCCGCGAACACGGGCGCAGCCCUAAGAAAGCCAAGAAAUAACCUUCGUUCACAAUUUGUUGGAGUUAACGGGUUCCAAUCACUGCACACGACCGUUCAUAAUGUGAUUAUGAUUUGAACAACAUUGUUACAUAUGUUGUGUCCGUCUGCAUAAUGUUCAAAACUGAUCGUCUGAAUGUUUGUACUGUAGAUUAAUUUUUAUUCCAUCGAUUGUAAUUUAAUUUGUGAAACAAACCGAAAUAAAUAUAAGGAUUUAUA